CGGGCGGAAACAUCCGGACGCGGGGCGCGAGGGGCUUCAGGCCGGAGAGGGCGGGGACUCCUGGUGACUGGGAGGUUUGUCCCUCAGCACAGCCUAGGUAAAGGAUUGUAGGAACUGCCUCAGAGAUAGCCUGGAGAAAUGCCGUACCUAGGCUCAGAGGACAUAGUAAAGGAGCUGAAGAAAGCUCUGUGUAACCCCCAUAUUCAAGCUGAUAGACCUCGUUACCGGAAUGUCAUCCAGAGGGUUAUUAGGCAUAUGACUCAGGGUGUGGAUGUGUCCAGUGUCUUCAUGGAUAUGGUGAAAGCCAGUGCUACUGUGGACAUUGUACAGAAGAAGCUAGUGUAUCUGUACAUGUGCACAUAUGCCCCACUAAAACCAGACCUUGCUCUCCUGGCCAUCAAUACACUAUGCAAGGACUGCUCAGACCCCAACCCCAUGGUCCGAGGAUUGGCACUCAGGAGCAUGUGCAGCCUUAGGAUGCCUGGAGUACAAGAAUAUAUCCAGCAACCUAUUUUGAAUGGCCUUCGGGAUAAAGCUUCCUAUGUCAGGAGGGUGGCAGUUCUUGGCUGUGCAAAAAUGUAUAAUCUCCACGGAGACUCUGAAGUGGAUGGCACCCUGGUGAAUGAAUUGUACAGUCUCCUUCGAGACCAGGAUCCCAUUGUAGUGGUGAAUUGCCUAAGAGCUCUGGAGGAGAUCUUGAAGCAUGAGGGAGGCGUUGUUAUCAAUAAACCCAUUGCCCACCACCUCUUAAAUCGAAUGCCAGACCUGGACCACUGGGGCCAGGCUGAGGUGCUGGGCUUCCUGUUACGCUACCAACCCCGAAGUGAGGAGGAACUCUUUGCCAUCCUCAAUUUGUUGGACAGUUCUCUUCAGAGCAGCAGCCCAGCUGUGGUGAUGGCAGCCACCAAACUCUUUCUUGUUUUGGCAAAAGAAUUCCCCCACGUGCAGACAGAUGUUCUCGUUAGAGUCAAGGGUCCCUUGUUGACCGCCUGUUCCUCAGAGAGCCGGGAGCUCUGUUUUGCUGCUCUCUGCCAUGUGCGACGGAUCCUACGUAGUCUGCCUGGCCACUUCAGUAGCCACUACAAAAAAUUCUUCUGCUCUUACUCAGAACCACACUACAUCAAACUGCAGAAAGUGGAAGUUCUGUGUGAGCUGGUGAAUGAUGAGAAUGUCCAGCAGGUGCUAGACGAGCUCCGGGAUUACUGCACUGAUGUAUCAGCUGACCUAGCACAGGCUGCCAUCUUUGCCAUAGGUGGCAUUGCCAGGACCUACACAGAUCAGUGUGUUCAAAUCCUAACAGAGCUGCUGGUGCUCAGGCAGGAGCACAUCACUUCAGCUGUGGUACAGACUUUCCGAAACCUGGUCUGGCUUUGUCCUCAGUGCACGGAGGCUGUGUGUCAGGCCCUGCCUGGCUGUGAGGAGAACAUUCAGGAUAGCGAGGGAAAGCAGGCGCUGAUCUGGCUCCUUGGCGUCCAUGGGGAAAUAAUCCCGAAUGCUCCAUAUGUGUUGGAGGACUUUGUGGAAAACGUGAAGGCAGAGACAUUUCCAGCAGUUAAGAUGGAGUUAUUGACAGCACUGCUGCGCCUCUUUCUCUCCCGGCCUGCCGAGUGCCAAGAUAUGCUGGGACGUCUGCUAUAUUACUGCCUAGAGGAGGAAAAGGAUAUGGCAGUAAGGGACCGAGGGCUCUUCUACUAUCGCCUUCUCUUAACUGGCAUUGAUGAAGUGAAGCGAAUCCUGUGUAGCCCCAAGUCUGACCCUUCUCUUGGGCUCCUGGAAGACCAAGCAGAAAGACCUGUGAAUAGCUGGGUCUCUGAGUUCAACACAUUAGUGCCAAUGUAUAGCAAAGCAUGCUGGGCAGCUAUCUCUUCAUCUCAGGUGUCAGAGCCUCAUGGCCCUGAACCUUCUGGAAAUGGAGUCCUUUCUGCAUCAGGAUCCUUGGUUUUGGAGAACAAAGAGGAGCUGCAACCUCUGUGUGACUCUGGAUCUUUCCUUCUGGUCCCUAAUGGCCAACUAACUGCUGAGCAGUUUGAGAAAACUUGGCUAAGCCUGGAAGUGGCCCACCAAGAAGUUUUACCCUGGCAAGGAGUAGCCCAUCCUGACACCAUCCAGACAGCUCUGCAAGUGGUGAACAUCCAGGCCAUUGCCCUGAGCAAGGCCGGUGUCCAGCCCUGGAAGGCCUACUUUAGUGCCCAGGAUGGUGCAGGCUGCCUCUUUCUAACAGAACUGCUAUUAGAUCCUGAGCCAUCACAAGUGCAUCUCUCAGUGAAGCAAAGCCAGGCCAAGGCAGAGGCCCUAAACAGCUUUAUUUCUGUAUUAAAAACUGUGAUUGGGACAAUCGUGGGCAUAAAAUCUUGAUAGAU
Molecule: messenger RNA, 2360 nt
Organism: Vombatus ursinus (common wombat)
Lineage: Eukaryota; Metazoa; Chordata; Mammalia; Diprotodontia; Vombatidae
Gene: AP4B1
Product: adaptor related protein complex 4 subunit beta 1
Exons: 11
Coding region: 139-2355 (738 amino acids)
Biological process (GO): vesicle-mediated transport; intracellular protein transport
Cellular component (GO): clathrin adaptor complex; membrane coat
Molecular function (GO): clathrin binding
Source: RefSeq, a predicted model, not a curated record